AUGGCCUCGGUGCCGGCCCACCGCGGGGAGUCGCUGGUGCAGGACAUCCAGGCCGGCCGGGCGCCCCUGCCCCGGGGGUUUGACAGUGCCCGGGACUUCUGGGUGUUCUUGCGCCUGGCCGGGCUGUCGCAUCCCAGCCUGCCGGCCAACCAUGUGGCCCGGCUGCUGGGGCUGGACCGGGCCUCGACCGAGGUGCUGCUGUCGCGGUAUGCCCAUGACUUCGGCAUCCCGGCCCCGCGGUCGCUGGUCCUGGAGCAGAUCGGCCAGGAGCAUGUGGACGACCUGCUGGGGCUGUUCCGGCGGGAUCCGCCGGUGGUCGGGCAGACGCUGGCCCGGCUGACGGGCCUGACGCCGGGGGCGGCCGACGACCUGCUGAAGCGGCACCUGGCCCCGGACGAGUACCGGCAGCUGCCGGGGCUGGAGAUGGCCGUGUCGCUGGCCCGGCUCCGGGAGCUGCUGACCGUGGCGCCGACCCUGCCCCUGGAGCAGAUGGCCCUGCUGCUGAGCGCCUCCUGGCAGGCGGUCUCCCGGGCCAUUGGCCAAAGCCUGCCGCAGUAUCAGAAGCUGCUGCCGAGGCACAUCGGCGAGCAGCAGAUCGCCCGGCUGCAGGAGAUCCUGGCCCGGCCCGGGGAGCCGCCCUCCCCGGAGGCCAUCAUGCAGUAUGCCAAGAUCAGCUCCACGCAGCUGCAGCAUGUGGGCCCGCAUGUGGACCCGGGGUUUGUGAUCCGCGCGCGGGGUCCCCUGUCGGAGCAUGCGUAG
Fonticula alba is the source of this 759-nucleotide messenger RNA. RefSeq lists its product as hypothetical. NCBI's taxonomy places the organism in Eukaryota, Rotosphaerida, Fonticulaceae. Bases 1 to 759 code for a protein of 252 amino acids. The record is from RefSeq and is a predicted model, not a curated record. The transcript has a single exon.